Messenger RNA from Pelobates fuscus (common spadefoot toad), 4109 nucleotides. RefSeq names its product MER proto-oncogene, tyrosine kinase (gene MERTK). Gene Ontology annotation, biological process: cell migration; protein phosphorylation; nervous system development. The transcript is spliced from 20 exons. Bases 316 to 3261 code for a protein of 981 amino acids. Gene Ontology annotation, cellular component: plasma membrane; signaling receptor complex. NCBI's taxonomy places the organism in Eukaryota, Metazoa, Chordata, Amphibia, Anura, Pelobatidae. Gene Ontology annotation, molecular function: transmembrane receptor protein tyrosine kinase activity; ATP binding; protein binding. The record is from RefSeq and is a predicted model, not a curated record.
UACCGGCAGAGCAGGAGGCUGCAGUGGGAAUGUCAGUCUGCAGUCCAGGGAUCUGUUUCUGCAGUAGAGGAAUUUUGCUCAGGGGAGCAGAACACUUACUGUCAUUGUGUGGACACAGAUGGUAGCCUCAUUUUCUAGGAUAACCCAGCACCCCAUUGAAGAGCAGGCACCUGCAUGAGGACAGGCAGACAUGCUGUGUUUUGGAUGGGGAAGACAUGACACCAGGAUCUGCUGCAUGAUCCAGGUCAGUAUUUGCAUCCAGUGCUGAACUCUGUCCCACGUGUGAUCUCUGUGACUGAUUAGUCUCUGGAAGCAAUGCAGUGCAGUUAUUAUCAGCAACCAGACAUGUGGAGAUAUUUCUUCAUCCUGCUGCUCCAUCCCCUGCUGUGUGUAGGAGAAAACAAUGACCUACCAAUUGAAGUUCAGGGAUUAUAUACACCAUCAGGUUCUGAUUCACCAUCCCUCUCACUUUCGGAUAAGAUAUCUUCUGAGAACUUUGGUGACCUUGGGCAAGGACGUUUCUACACUAGAACUGUUCCAGAAACAAAACCAUCCCACUCAAAGAAAAUCAAGUUUAACGCCACCGUGCGUAACAUUGUGCUCUCUGAACAUAAGGAUGUAAAAUUCAAUUGUUCCAUUGUGGUUCCUAACGUGGACAAUGGAGACCAGAUAACAUGGUGGAAGGAUGGGGAAUUAUUGCCCUCCUUAGAGCGCAUUUCUGUACAGUCAUUCGAAAUUCCAAUUGGUGAGGUCACCUCUAUGUCAUCUUCUUGCAGCAUUGCAGGUGUGCAACGGGCUGACAAUGGAACAUACCACUGCAAAUUGCAAAUUGAGGAUGAAGAAAUAGUUUCAGACCCCAUCUACAUUCAAGUAGAAGGUUUGCCACAUUUUAUUCGCCAACCGCAGAGUAUAAAUGUCUCUAAAAACACUCCAUUCAAUUUCACUUGUGAAGCUGUGGGCCCCCCCGAACCUGUGGAGAUCUUUUGGUUUAGAAAUAGCAGGAGGGUGAAUACAAUUCCUGAGGUGUCACCUGCUGUUCUCACUAUACUAGGCCUAAAUGAACCUGCAGUAUUCAGCUGUGAAGCACACAACACAAAAGGCCUGACUACAUCUAAUGACGUAAAAAUCAAUAUUAAAGAUCUACCUGCUCCACCUGAGAAAGUAAUCGUAUUAAACAAAACCGAAAUGGGGAUCCUGUUAUCCUGGGUCCCUGGAUUUGAUUCCUAUUCUCCUGUGAGCAAUUGUAGUAUACAGGUUGAAGAGACCACAUCAUUGUACAGAAACCUUUCUAUGUUCUUCCCUACCCUCGUACCUCCUCACUCGUAUAACAUCAGUGGUUUGAAGGCCUUCACCCAAUACAACAUUAGUGUCUCCUGCAGAAAUGAGGUGGGCUGGUCUUCUCCAAGCUCAUGGGUAUUGGCCAAUACAACUGAAGGAGCUCCGUCUGAUGCUCCUGGGAAUAUCUCCCUUGUGAUAAAUGGCUCACUUAUAGAAGUAGCUUGGAUCCAACCACUUAACAGUGAUAGGAAUGGACCCCUUCAGGGCUUCAAAAUAAAGCAUGCAUGGAAGGCUUUUGGAACUCCAGUGAAAGAAUAUUACAAUGUUUCCAACUCUUCAAUGACUUUUAUUCCGAUCAUGGUUACUAAUGCCUCCUGCAUUGUGUCUGUGGCUGCCUAUACUAAGGGAGGAGUUGGUCCAUACAGUCAAGCUGUGCAAAUUGUAAUCCCUGGAGAUGGUUCAACAUCAGCACCGUCUUCUACAGCAGCACCAGGUUAUGGCAAUCCUUACCUGAUCCUUUUUGGAUUUAUAUGCUGUGUAAUUAUAUUGCUACUGAUCAUUUAUGGUUUGGUGAUGUUUGUCAGAAGGAAAAAGGAAACCGAAUUUGGGCACGCGUUCGUCAGUACGGAUGAUUCAGACAUUGUUGUCAAUUACAAAGCUAAAAAAUCCUACAACAGGAAAGCUAUUGAAGUGACAUUGAGUACUUUAGGGAUUAACCAGGACCUGCAAGAAAAACUGGAAGAUGUAAUGAUUGAAAGAAGCUUUUUACGCCUGGGAAAGGUGCUGGGAGAAGGUGAAUUUGGGUCAGUGAUGGAAGGAGAGCUCACGUACCUUAAUGAAACAACUCAAAAAGUAGCUGUGAAAACUAUGAAGUUGGACAACUUUUCCCACCGGGAAAUUGAGGAAUUCCUAAGUGAAGCUGCUUGUAUGAAGGACUUUGAUCACCCAAAUGUGAUUAACCUUUUAGGUGUUUGCUUAGAAGUUGGUCCCAGGAGAAUACCAAAACCAAUGGUGAUUUUACCGUUUAUGAAGUAUGGAGACCUGCAUAGCUUUCUGCUGUCCUCCAGAAUUGGCUCCGGACCUCAGCACGUCGCAUUGCAGAAUCUUUUGAAGUUCAUGAUUGAUAUUGCUACAGGAAUGGAAUAUCUUAGCAGCCGAAAUUUCCUUCACCGGGAUUUAGCUGCUCGCAAUUGCAUGCUGAGAGAUGACAUGACUGUCUGUGUAGCUGAUUUUGGACUGUCUAAGAAAAUCUACAGUGGGGACUACUAUCGCCAAGGCCGUAUUGCUAAGAUGCCUGUGAAAUGGAUUGCCGUGGAAAGCCUUGCUGAUCGCAUCUAUACAAUUAAAAGUGAUGUGUGGGCGUUUGGUGUUACAAUGUGGGAAAUUGCAACCAGAGGCAUGAAUCCAUACCCUGGUGUUCAGAACCAUGAAAUAUACGACUACUUACUACUGGGCCACAGACUAAAGCAGCCACCGGACUGUUUGGAUGAACUGUUUGAACUGAUGUACCUUUGCUGGAGAGCAGAUCCAGUUGACCGUCCUACUUUCACAGUACUUAAGCAUCAACUGGAGUUAAUCCUCAAGGGUUUGCCACCAAUUAUGGACAAGAAUGAUGUUAUUUAUAUGAACACCAGCCUGCCAGAAGACAGUGCAUAUGAGACACAGGACCCAGAGUUAAGUGACAUGGAUUUACACCUGGAUCCUAGCUACGUAUUGCCAAUUUGUAACUCAAAGACUGAUACCACAACUGUCACUGUGGAAGUCCACGAACCUAAACUGGUUGAGGAAAGAUAUAUUGUUGAAGGGUUUUCCGAUGAACAAGAUGUGGCUGUAGAACAAACUAGUACUCCGUUGUUGCUUGACAUUAAUGCACGUAGCAGGGCACCAUGGUGCGACAGCAGCAUGCAUUCAGCUCACAAUGCAUUGACAGAUGGGCUUCUCUUUGCGGACGACCCUGCAGACGAUAUAGAAAUUGUGCUAUAGAACAUUAAACACUCUCAUUGCCCUGACUGUGCCAGUAACAGUAUUAUGGUUUGGCAAGAUAUAUUUUACUAGUUUUGUGGAAAACAUUUGUCAUUAAACCAACAAGCAGUAUUAUGUAUAUAGCAAUAUAGAUGAACAUUGUAUAUAAAUAGAUCAAUAUCUAGAUUUUUAUUUAGGCAGUGACAAUUAGAAAGGCCCAUGUAAAUGGGAAAAACGAAAUCUGAAUUGUUUAUUUGCGCCGACUGAUUAAUUUGUACUGCAGUACAAGACUUCUUUUGGAUUGUGCCUUACGUGAAAAAAAGACAUAUAGUGCUUUGAUCAAGGGCAUUCUACACUGAUGCAAACACUCUAUCUACACUGAAGAAUUUACUACCUCUCCUGGAUGCUUUAUCAAUCACUGUCAUUGGCUAGAUUUCAUUUCUCCUGCCCCUACAUUUAGAGCCGAUGACUGGGAUAUGCCAUGUGUCCUGAUGGCUCGGUAGAAGAACAAACCACUUUGAUUUUGUCUCUACAGAUGCACCAGUACUGAUAUUAUACUUUCUUUUGAGAACUUUAUUUUUUAUUUUAUUUUUUGCAGAACAAGAAAUUUAUUGAAAUGGUCAGUAAAUGUUGAGGACUAAGCAUUAACACAGAAAUAUAUAUGUAUUUUUUUCUUAUGAAAUUAAUGUAUGUUACCAAUGCCAAUCGUGAUUAUUUUAUUUCUUUUUAUGUGUACUAAAAAUGUGCUCUCGGUUACUGUUACCACUGGGUAAGACAUUUGUUAUUGGUGCCGGAAAGAUCAAUUUUCAUAUUUUGAGUGAAAGAUAUUAAUAUCAAUGGAUUGCCAAUUUUAAGUCAAAAAAAUUAAA